CGCACUGAGUCUCUCGGGGGUGAGGCCGCUGCCGCCGCGUCGCUUCCUCGUGCCAUUUGCAACUCACUAUACCAACCCAGCCUGCCGGAAAUUCUCCGCUUCAACACUUUCGUGACUCUCUGAAAAAUGCGACGGCCAAGCCAGUUGUCGUUGCUCCUGUUGGGAUCGCUGCUCCUCUCGAGCGUCACGCUUGCGUCAGCAAAGCGGUCCCGGCACCACCGAGAACAGCAACCCUACUCGGAAAAUCUAGUCAACCACCCAGCUGCCCUGCUCAACCACCACGCGGUCGGGCCCUCGCAAAAUAACGACGCGGCAGAUGACGACGUUGACGACGGCUGCUCGCGCAAGUACUGCGGAAAGGGUCGCGAGUGUCAGCUGGACGACGAUGGACAGCCGCAAUGCGUGUGCAUGUCCAGUUGUCCGAGACAUCACGAGCACAUCGUCUGCGGCACGGACGGCGAACUGUACCACAGCCACUGCGAACUGCACAGGGUGGCGUGCGUCGAGAAGAGACAACUCAGCGUCGACAGGGGCAUGACAUGUCUAAAAAAUCCCAAACCGCACAACACAGAUCGAGUACCAAGUAGCACCAGCAACACCACUCCAACGGCGCCCUCGACAACUCCCAGUUUAUCCACACCUAACAAGAAUGGUCCAUCAGAUGAGUGCAGUUUCCAGGAAUACGAAAUUAUGAAGGAUAAUCUGCUGCUGUUCAACCACGCCCGUCUAAUGGCCGACGACAAACGCAGCUCGGGCAAAGAGUAUUUAGUCAGCAUUAUGUUCUCGCAUUACGACUCAAACAACGACGGCACCCUCGAAUUGGAGGAGCUCCAGCAGAUCGCGGCCGCCGAGCAGCUGGAGCAACUCUCCAAGGGCUGCAACUUGGCCGACAUGAUCGCCUUCGACGACGUCGACAAAGACGCGCGCCUCAAUAUCAAUGAGUUUUACUUGGCGUUCAGUAAGUUAUACAGUGUGUCGGUCGUUUCUCUGGACAAGGCCCUGGAGGUGAACCACGUGUCUGCGCGGGUGGGCGACAACGUGGAGAUCAAGUGCGACGUGACGGGGACGCCGCCGCCGCCGAUCGUGUGGCGCCGCAACGAGGUCGACCUGCUGGGCCUGGGCGCCGAGGACGAAGACGCCGUCCGAGUCUUCACCGACGGCUCGCUCUACCUGACGCGCAUCCAGCUGCUGCACGCCGGCAACUACACAUGCCACGCGCAGAGGAACAGGGACGUCGUGCAGACGCACGUCCUCACCGUGCACACCGUCCCCGAGGUCAAGGUCACGCCAAGAAUCCAGUCGCGACGACCAGGCGAGGACGCGGCCAUGCUUUGCCACGUGGUCGGACAGCCCUUUCCAAAGGUUGAGUGGCUGAAAAACGACGAGCCCUUGCGAAUGGAGGCCGGCAAGUACGAGAUGGUGGGCAACGGCACUGAGCUGCGAGUGCGUCACAUCACCUACGCAGACACCGGCGCCUACAUGUGUCAGGCCAGCAGCGUCGGCGGCCUCACCAGAGACAUUUCCUCCCUCGUCGUGCAGGACGAGCCGUCGCCCACUGCACCUAGUGAGGAAAGACGAUUCUUCUCAUUCCACGACUGGGGAGUUUCGGUCUACGAGCCUACGGCGUGCAGAUUGUACCACCAAAUCCAAGCCACUGACAUCAUUCCCGGAACGCAGGAGUACGUGUGCGGCGACAAGGGAGUCAACUGCAGCUGGGGUCACGCGAUAAACGUGGACAACCGCUAUGUGUUUGUCACACAGCCCUUGAGAGACAGAGUGCUUGUCAUAAGCAAGAUUCAAAUGGUCGUGGUCGAUGUGGUCGUGACAGACAAAUACCCCGUCGAGCUGUAUUAUGUUCCGCAUCUGGAUCAAGUUUGGGUGCUCAACUGGCGCUCGCUCAAUCCCAGCGAAGGGGUGCGCACCAUCCAAGUCAUCCGAGACGCCUCGCAGAAGAAAAAGCACCACACGGUUCACCCCGAGCCGAUCGAUGGCCAGUUUGAUUUAGUCAAGGGCCUCUUCAUUCCGCCGGUUCAGGAUAUUCGGCACAACUUCAAGUACGGCUAUGUCACGCACACCGACCAGAGGGGCAUGUACAAGCUCGACCUGGCCAACAUGAGGUACACCAGGUCCCUCGACUUCAACGCUUACAACUGCGUCCCGUCUCACGUUGCAUUCUCCGCACUUUAUGGCCUUGUGAUUGUGUCCUGCAAAGAGCCAAUGACGGACAGACCAAACGGCCAAAUGCUGGUGGACUACCUUACAGACUCGGUUAUCAGUUUCAAGAGUGAGUUGCCAGGGCAGCCGAAGGUGUCUCCCGACAGCCGAGUGGUGGUCACCCUCGACAGGGCGCCCGAAGGCGUCACAUUGGUCGUCCAAGAGAUCACUGAGACUGGUCUUCAGUUCCUGUUUGAUGUGAAGACGACUCUGAACAUCAGUGAUAUCGCAUUUUACCCUUCGAGAACGACGCACGGCUAUGACCUGUACGCCAGUGCAACAGACAAAGAGGACCUCCUAUUCCUCAACCUUGUCACUGGAAAAGUGGAGAUGAUUACUGGAGUGGGUCACGCAAUGGUGGCGUCCUUGGCCCAGUGGGGCAACACGAACCGUCCAAUAGUUUCGUCAGGAGUGUUCGGCCACUUCAUGGUGAGUCCUGCUAAUGAGGCGCUGUUUGUGGUCAACGGAGAGACAAGGACUGUCAACUGCGAAAUUGGCGGUCUGGUGCACCCUCGCUCCGUCGUCUGGGUCACCAUGCAACUGCAGUAAAGGGAAUCGCCAGGCAAAGGACGCUCUCUCUCAGUGCAGUGCCCACAAAUCGAACUCGAGUCCAAAUAACCCAUUCACAGAUAAGGAAAUGACUGCUGAGUGCUUUUUGCGAGAGUUUCUUUUUGAAAAUGAGUUUUUAAGUCUCAAUAGAAAGAAUGAGAUCGUUGAAAAUCUUGAAAUUUUUGGUGGCUGGUCAAUUUUUAGCCAUUCAGUUUUGGUGUGUAAUUUUCAUUCCCAUAUGUGCAAUUGAGACCAUAUCAAUUAUGAACCUCCUGAUCAGCCAUCAAUGCCUUAAGUUCUUGAAGAAGUUUGAUUUCCAAAGACCACUACAAAUGUCCAGAUUUCUUGCUAGGAAAGUGUAUAAAUUUCUGCUGUGUGUUUGUUAUUUAAUUAAAACUUGUACCCCUUGCAGGAAGUGGAUAUAAUAGGAAUGAUAAAUGAUUAUCAUUUUUCAUUGCGGAGAUGACAGAAUAUUUUUUCAAAUUUGCCUUGUGUUGAUCGCCAACACUAUGAAAGAAUAAUAAUAAUGAGCAUUAAGAGUUUAUAAAUAUAUUGCAGAAAAACAUGAAUAAAACAAAUAGCUGAGAAAUAUGACGUGAGAUAUUAAAAAGAAUACUAUUCAGAUUAAAGAGCUACCAAAAUUUAAUUAGCUAGCAAAAAAAAUUGAGCUGAUGGAAUAAUUCAAUGUUGCAUAUCUCUAAUUCAAUGCCAAAACUGUAAAAAGUGGAAGAAAAAUAAAUAUCAGCAUAGUGUCUCUAAAUAGCUGCUUUAUCAAAUUUUAUAUUAAUUUGUUAAAUUAAAAUUAAACUGGGUUUGGUCCAGUUAAUAUGGGGGAAAAACUUCUGAAUAAAUAUUAUCUUUUAAGAUUAAUUACAAUUGUACAAUAUUUUGCUUCUAAUUGAAUUGAUUUACUUAUAAAUCUAAAUAAAUAUUGAGUCAAAUCGAAAGUUUCGGCAGAUAUUGAGGACAAGUCGAAUGUGACUGUACCAAGAAAUGACAACUUACAAAUAAACAGAUGUUUGUUGAAUAUAUAGUAAAUGCGAUCGUGCUUGACUUAUUUUAAGAGAUUAACUGUAUAAACGUUGUUUAAAAUAAUAAUAAAGAAUGCGUGAGUGAAAAAUGUGUCGCAAGUCAAGAGACUUUUGUAUGUAAAUAUAUACAUGAGACGUAAUAAUUAUUGUAAUAAUAAAAAGAAAGAAG
This is a messenger RNA of Neocloeon triangulifer, 3963 nucleotides long. RefSeq names its product follistatin-related protein 5-like. Gene Ontology annotation, molecular function: cell-cell adhesion mediator activity; calcium ion binding. Gene Ontology annotation, biological process: multicellular organism development; axon guidance; dendrite self-avoidance. The transcript is spliced from 16 exons. Bases 127 to 2763 code for a protein of 878 amino acids. NCBI's taxonomy places the organism in Eukaryota, Metazoa, Arthropoda, Insecta, Ephemeroptera, Baetidae. The record is from RefSeq and is a predicted model, not a curated record. Gene Ontology annotation, cellular component: axon; plasma membrane.